AUGGCACAACAUAAAAUGAAACAAAAGGCGACUCUUCCAAAGGGUGUCCAGAAAAAACAGAAAAAGGUCAAGAAAAACGAGGGGCCAAAAAAGGGCAAAUUUCUUCACAUCGCUCCCAAAAAAGCGCACAUUAUUGAGGCUGAGAAAGUUGCUGCUCAUGUUACCAAAGUGAUCAACGACAAAAACGAAGAAAUGGUGAAGGGUCGAGCUGACACAGCGGUUGGCAGAAAUAAAUGA
Messenger RNA from Caenorhabditis bovis, 237 nucleotides. The record is from the annotation of a GenBank genome assembly. NCBI's taxonomy places the organism in Eukaryota, Metazoa, Nematoda, Chromadorea, Rhabditida, Rhabditidae.